AUGAAAUUCGCGGCCCUUUUCUCUCUUGCCGGCAUGGCCCAGGCCAUCACCAUCGGUGUGUUUGAGAACCAAAAGAACGGCGGUGGCCAGUUUAAGGCUUUUGCCACUCCCGCUGCCACCUGCAGAAACCUUGUGGGCAACGACGCCUACUGGAAUGACCGCAUCAGCUACGUUCAGAUCCCUCCCAACGUGCUGUGCCAGUUCUGGGAUGAUAUCAACUGCAAGGGAGGUAGCUUGGUCAUCCCCGCGAGCAGUGGCGGCGUUGAUGUCAACAUCCCCGCCAACCACAACGACAAGAUCAGCUCAUUUGCUUGCUACAACAAGUAG
Fusarium vanettenii 77-13-4 is the source of this 327-nucleotide messenger RNA. RefSeq lists its product as uncharacterized. The coding region runs from base 1 to 327 and encodes 108 amino acids. The transcript has 3 exons. The record is from RefSeq and is a predicted model, not a curated record. NCBI's taxonomy places the organism in Eukaryota, Fungi, Ascomycota, Sordariomycetes, Hypocreales, Nectriaceae.